CUCCACACACAGACACAUUGUUGAUGUGUGUGUGUGUUCCGCAAUUCACACAGGAAGUUGUGCAACAAGAAGUGGGCCGGUCGGACGGUAAGUGAUAGAAAUCAUCUGAACUCUGAUGAAGCAAGAUCCGGUCCUGGUCGCUCGGAGAAAGGCCAAAACACAUUGCCCGUCAAUAUUCAUAGCUGGCUCUGGGAGGUCGACCGCAGGGAGAGAUCACCCCUUUGAGCAGAAGGACGGGAGGAACUGACUGAGAAGCUGAAGGACCGUGCACCGACAGAGAGUGAACCGAUCUGGGACCCCACUGAGGCAAGGGAUCAGCACAUUGGUUGGGUUUGACAUUAAGAUCAUGGCGACGCAAGAGCUGGCACCACCACCGGAAGGCGCAACGCAGGGCACCGCCACCCUCCACCGGCAGCUGGAUCCUAAUGAACUCCAGUCCAUCAUGCCCUUGAUGAACUUCAACAUGGCGGAGUUUGUGGCGCAGGUAGAGGAGGAAGACGCAGCCUUCUGUCGGCAGAGGGUGAGGGGCUACAAUGCUCGGAUGAGGAGCGAACUGAGGAGGCUGAAGAGCUUCGAGAGCUACCCGUCGUUCUCCACCUGGAGUCCCGAGGAGAUGGCGGACGCGGGUUUCUACUACACGGGCACCAAGACCUACAUGCAGUGUUUCUGCUGUGGGGGAGUCCUCUCCAGCACCAGCCUCACCAAGACCCCGUGGUUGGAACACAGGCAGUUCGAGCCCGACUGCGGCUUGGUCAAGGCACUGGACGUUGGUGAUGUUCCCAAGUAUGCCGUGCGGGUCCAGCCACCCGGCAAGAUCCUGCAGAGCCAACGGCAGCAGCUAGUGGAGGAGAGGAGCCGGCUCGAGAGCUUCGGGAGCUGGCCUUUCUACGCUCCAACGGAGCCCGCUCUGUUGGCGGGAGCUGGGUUUUUCUACACAGGCAGCAAGGACCAAGUGCAGUGUUUCUCCUGUGAUGGCAGCCUUGCCAACUGGGAGGAAGGGGACGACCCAUGGCAGGAACACGCCAAGUGGUUCCCUCAGUGCGAGUAUCUGCAGGGACAGAAAUCCGAGGAAGAAAGGGACCAGUACUGCCGGAGCUACAUCGGAUUUCCUGGGGUCAUGGCUGCCCACUUUCUGAGCCUCCCGGCAUUGGACGACCUUCCCCCAUCGCCAUUGACUCGCAGCGAUGAUCCGGUAUCACGGCCAGACCCAGGCUGGGGUUGGAAUAUUUUCGUGGCUGAGAGGACCCGGCUGGAGUCGUUCCACACCUGGCCAUCAUGGUGCAGCACCAGCCCAGCUGAGUUGGCAGAAGCUGGAUUCUUCUACGAAGGUUUGGGGGACAGAAUUCAGUGUUUCUGCUGCGGAGUUCAUCUACACAAAUGGGAGGAAGGGGAUAACGCUUGGACGGAACACCAGAGACACUCGCCCCAGUGCCCGUACCUUCAGGCGAGAAACAAGGACGGCGGAGAUGUGGGUCGGGCACGGAUUCAGGAAUCAUCCCCCAACAUGCCGGAUGUGGAAACCCGAGAGAAGGAGGAUCCCUUUGCUGGAGGGAUCCCGUCCAGUGAGGGGGACUGGGCCGAGACCAUCAGGGGGAUGAGGAGGCGUCUGCGGGAGCUGUACCUCUCCUCCGAAUUCGCCACCGUCUCCUUCAACGGCUGCGUCUCCGUCGACCUCCGCCGCUGCUAUGCGGAGCCGUGCCUAGCGCUGAGGGACCUGGCGGGCAGGGAGGUGCGCCGCCUGGUCCUGCCCGAGCUGCUGCGUGACCUCCGCCGGGUGACCCUGCUGGAGGGCGAGGCGGGCACGGGCAAGUCGGCCCUCCUCAGGCAGGUGGCGCUGCUCUGGGCGUCCGGCCGCUGCCCCCUGCUGUCCCGCUUCGCGCUGGUGCUGCACGUGCCGGGCGGCGGCGCGGGCCAGAGCGCGGGCGCCGCCCCCGGCGGGCGCUGCCUCGGCGCUCUGGCCGCCCGGCUGGGCGAGCGGCUGCUGGUCCUGCUGGACGACUCCGGCGAGGCCGGCCCCCCGCCCGUCGAAGAGGAGGAGCUGGUGCGCGCCAACCACCGGAGCGGCGGCGCCGCCGUCCUGCUGGCCCUGAGGACCGACAGGGCCGCCGGCGCGCGGCGCUUCGCCGACGCCGCGGUCUCCAUCGUCGGAUUCCCGCUCUACAGCAGCGCGCGCCUCCUGAAGGCCAUGUUCGCCCACGACGUGCCGCGCCUGCGCAGGUUCGUCCAGGACAUCGGCUAUUCCGAGACGCUGAGGGGGGCCCUGAAGAGCCCGCUGUUUGCCCUGGCCCUCUGCCAGCACUGGGUGAGGGAGCCGCUGGACGCCGGCGUCAGCUGCGUCACCCUGUUUCGCGCCUUCCUGGACCACGCCGUCGGCCGGCGUGGCGGGGCCGAGCCGGCGAGGACCACUCUGGCGACCUGCGGGCGCCUGGCGCUGACCGGCUUCCUCGCCUGCCGCCGCGACUUCGCCGACGGCGACCUGCACCGGGCCGGAGUGGCCGCGGAGCCCGCGCUGGCUCUCGGCUUGCUCAGCAAGUUCACCGCCCAGCGGCUGAGCCCCGUCUACCGGUUCCCGCACGCCUCCUUCCAGGAGUACCUGGCAGGCACGCGGCUGGGCAGCCUGCUGGGGUCGGAGGUCGCGGCGGAGCGGGAGGAGGGGUCCUCCGCCCUGAGCCGGGUGCGCACCUUCCUCGAGCUCUUCACCCGCUACCGUUACCUCCUGGUGUACGCCGCGUGCCAGUGCGGCCAGGCCGCCUCGCUCAUCGCCGCCCACGUCCUCGACAUGGCCCGGAGGCCGUCGUCCUUCGACUGCGGCGCGGACACCAGCCUCGCCCUGGCGCAGCACCCCGAUUUGGAGCCGUACCGCGACCUCUUCGUCCAGUGCUCCCAGAUCAUGGAGCCCGGGCAGCUGUCGGACGUGGCCACGGGCCCCCUGCUGGACUUCGUCCUGUUGCUGACCAAGGCGGAGACCCGGGCCUCCAUCGCCCCGGUCCUGCGGGAUUUCCUGAGCGGGAAAUGCUUGACCAUGUCCACGUCCAGCCACCUCCGGCAGAGCACGUUCGAGUUCCUCAGGGUGUACCCCGAGAUGUUGACCGUCCUCGGCUCCCUGCGGGUCUCGGUCAGCGGGAGGAGGAAAGCGGCCGCGACCAGUUAUUCCGAAAUGGCGCAGGCCAUGAGCCACUUUGGCGCGCCCAAGGUGGAGGAGGACUACGCGCCCGCCUUCCAGAGCCUGGAACAGGUGUUCCUCAGCAACCGGGAGAAGGAAGAGCAAAUAAGCAGCUUCUCGGCCCUCGCCUGCCACAGCAUCCCGGACUCUUUCGUGUCGACGCUGUCUUCAGUCACGGCUCUCCACAAGGCGCCGGCGCUCGAGCUCCACGUCCGUUCCGUCGACGCUUUCCGGCCCGGAGACUCGGAGCGUCUGCUGCGGCUGUGCUCCGUCUCCGACCGGGUCGAGCUCACCGUCUGGGAGGCUCGCGGAGUCCUGGGGCAGCUGGGAGACGCCGUCGAGCGGCGCGGCGAGAGCUUCAGGGCGCUGUGCCUGCACCGGACCGCGCUGAGCCACCGCGAGCAGGAGCUGGUCACCGCCAUGAGCGGCCUGGAGGCGCUGGAGCUGAGCUUCGACGACGACCAAGCCCCGGAGUACCUGCUGAGCCGAUUGGACAAGUUGGAACACCUGAAAAAACUCAAGAUCGAGGUGAGGACUGGUUCGUCUCUGAGAAUCAUUGACCAGAUUUCCGAGGGCUUAGCGACACUGCAGAACAUGGAAAACCUCACUUUAUCUGGAGUCAACUGCAUGCAGGAUUCUUCAAAACUCGCUCACCACCUCCAGAAUUUUUCACAACUCCGAGUCUUCCACCUGAAGUGCACCAGCAGCUUCCCAGAGUUUGAGGAUCUCAGCCAGGCUUUAUCAUCGUGCUCACGUCUGGAGGAACUAGUGCUAAGUGCGCUUCACCUGUCUCCGAAUGAAACUUUGGCGUUCACUGCUUCACUGAGCAAACUCCAGAACCUCAGACUAUUGGAAGUUCCAGGCAUCAACUUUUCCAAUGCAGAGGAAUCAGAAGCUUUUGCUCGUGCUGUUGGCUCUCUCACACUGCUAGAAGUAUUUCACCAUUGCUACAAUGAUGGAAUAAUCACUGCUGCAUCCCCACUAACUCAACAGUUACCGAACCUGCAACACCUCAGGGAGCUCUCCAUCAAAAAGAUCAUGGAUGACCAGAGUCUGUUAGAGCUAGCCAAAGCAGCCAAAAGCGGUCAUCUUCGGAAACUGAAUGUUCUCGAUCUGAGCAUGAAUGAGGAGCUCAGCGACCUGGGCUGGAGGGAUUUCUUCCUGACCCUGGAUGACAUGCGCGAGCUGAGGGAUCUGAAUAUUUCCCGUCUGUACACCAACCAACUGAAGCCCCAGGCAGACACAUUCAAGGCCUUUGUGCAGUGUGUCUCUCGGCUCCCGGCCCUGGUGAUCAUCCGCAUGCUGAGCUGGAUGUUGGAUGACAUGGACUUCAACUUGUUCAACUCCAUGAAGGAGAGCCACCCCCAGUCUCGCCGCCUGUUCUUGUGGUGGCAAUGGGCGCUCCCAUUCACGCCUAUCAUCCAGGCCGACGAGUAGAAAUGGUUUAGGGUGUUGGCACAUGGAAGAUGCACCAUUCCAAGGGGCUGCUUUCCUCCCCUCACCAUCAUUCCUCCAACCCUAACCCUGGCUAAAGAAUGUUGAACCAGAGAUUUUGCCCUGGGAUGAAGAGAAAGGUGAGUUUUGAGAAGAUUUGUAGCUCAGGUUGAGGUUCUGAAUGUAGCUUUGUUCACUGAGUUGGAAGGUUUGUUUUCAGAUGUUUCACCACCAUAC
Messenger RNA from Chiloscyllium plagiosum (whitespotted bambooshark), 4834 nucleotides. Its product is annotated as baculoviral IAP repeat-containing protein 1-like. Gene Ontology annotation, biological process: pyroptotic inflammatory response; detection of bacterium; defense response to bacterium. Gene Ontology annotation, molecular function: cysteine-type endopeptidase inhibitor activity involved in apoptotic process; ATP binding. NCBI's taxonomy places the organism in Eukaryota, Metazoa, Chordata, Chondrichthyes, Orectolobiformes, Hemiscylliidae. Gene Ontology annotation, cellular component: IPAF inflammasome complex. The record is from RefSeq and is a predicted model, not a curated record.